Molecule: messenger RNA, 5128 nt
Organism: Capra hircus (goat)
Lineage: Eukaryota; Metazoa; Chordata; Mammalia; Artiodactyla; Bovidae
Gene: C3
Product: complement C3
Biological process (GO): complement activation; inflammatory response
Cellular component (GO): extracellular region
Molecular function (GO): protein binding; endopeptidase inhibitor activity
Source: RefSeq, a predicted model, not a curated record
CAACCUCAGCUCAUUCCCCUCCCCUGCCCUCUCCCUCUGUCCCUCCAUCCCUCUGUCCCUCCACUGCCCCAGCACCAUGCAGCCCACCUCAGGUCCCAGCCUGCUGCUGCUGCUGCUUCUAGCCAGUCUCCCCAUGGCCUUGGGGAACCCCAUGUAUUCCAUGAUCACCCCCAACAUCCUGCGUCUGGAGAGCGAGGAGACUGUGGUGCUGGAGGCCCACGGAGGACAAGGGAAUAUUCAGGUCUCGGUCACUGUCCACGACUUCCCGGCCAAGAAACAAGUGCUGUCAAACGAAAACACCCAGCUGAACAGCAACAAUGGCUACCUGAGCACCGUCAUCAUCAAGAUCCCGGCCAGCAAAGAGUUAAAAUCAGAAAAGGGGCACAAGUUCGUGAUUGUUGUCGCGACCUUCGGGAAUGUCCAGGUGGAGAAGGUGGUGCUGAUCAGCCUUCAGAGCGGGUACCUCUUCAUCCAGACGGACAAGACCAUCUACACCCCAGGCUCCUCGGUCCUCUAUCGGGUCUUCACUGUGGACCACAAGCUGCUGCCCGUGGGCCAGACGGUUUUCAUCAGCAUCGAGACUCCCGAUGGCGUCCUUGUCAAGCAGGACUCCCUGUCUUCUCACAACCAGUUUGGCAUCUUGGCCUUGUCCUGGAACAUUCCAGAACUGGUGAACAUGGGGGUGUGGAAGAUCAAAGCCCACUAUGAAGAUUCUCCGCAGCAGGUCUUCUCCACUGAGUUUGAGGUGAAGGAAUAUGUGCUUCCCAGUUUUGAGGUCCAGCUAGAGCCUGAAGAGAAAUUCUACUACGUUGAUGACCCAGAUGGCCUGAAGAUCAACAUCAUUGCCAGGUUCUUGUACGGGGAGCUGGACGGAACAGCUUUCGUCAUCUUUGGGGUCCAGGAUGGUGACCGGAGAAUUUCAUUGACUCACUCCCUCACCCGUGUUCCGAUCAACGAUGGUAAUGGGGAGGCCAUACUGAAACGUCAGGUUUUGCUGAAUGGAGUACAGCCCUCCCGAGCUGAUGCCCUGGUGGGCAAGUCCAUAUAUGUGUCCGCCACCGUCAUCUUGCAAUCAGGCAGCGACAUGGUGGAGGCGGAGCGCACUGGGAUCCCCAUUGUGACUUCCCCCUACCAGAUCCAUUUCACCAAGACCCCCAAGUUCUUCAAACCUGCCAUGCCCUUCGACCUCAUGGUGUACGUGACGAACCCUGACGGCUCCCCUGCCCGCCACAUCCCAGUGGUGACCCAGGGCAGCAAUGUGCAGUCCUUGACCCAGGAUGAUGGCGUGGCCAAGCUAAGCAUCAACACACAGAACAAACGGGAUCCCCUGACCAUCACCGUACGCACAAAGAAGGACAAUAUCCCCGAGGGGCGACAGGCCACCAGGACCAUGCAGGCCCUACCCUACAACACGCAGGGGAACUCCAAUAACUACCUGCACCUCUCUGUGCCCCGAGUGGAGCUCAAGCCUGGGGAGACUCUCAACGUCAACUUCCACCUGCGCACAGACCCCAGCCAGCAAGCCAAGAUCCACUACUACACCUACAUGAUCAUGAACAAGGGGAAGCUGUUGAAGGUGGGACGCCAGGACCGAGAGCCCGGCCAGGACCUGGUGGUGUUGCCCUUGACCAUCACAUCAGACUUCAUCCCUUCCUUCCGCCUGGUGGCCUAUUACACGCUGAUCAAUGCCAACGGCCAGAGGGAGGUGGUGGCCGACUCCGUGUGGGUGGAUGUCAAGGACUCGUGUAUGGGCACGCUGGUGGUGAAAAAUGAUGGGAAGGAAGAGAAAAAGCAUCGACCCGGGAAACAGAUAACCCUGAAGAUCGAGGCUAACCACGGGUCCCGAGUGUGGUUGGUGGCCGUGGACAAGGGCGUGUUUGUGCUGAAUAAGAAGAACAAAUUGACCCAGAGUAAGAUCUGGGACGUGGUGGAGAAAGCGGACAUUGGCUGCACCCCAGGCAGUGGAAGAGACUAUGCCGGCGUCUUCACGGAUGCAGGACUCACCUUCAAGACAAGCCAGGGCCUGGAGACCCAGCAGAGGUCAGAUCCGCAGUGCCCGAAACCAGCCGCCCGCCGACGCCGCUCGGUGCAGCUCAUGGAGAAGAGGAUGGAUAAAGUGGGUCAGUACAGCGGCGAUCUGCGCAAGUGCUGCGAAGACGGCAUGCGGGACAACCCCAUGAAGUUCCCGUGCCAGCGCCGGGCCCAGUUCAUCCUGCAGGGCGACGCGUGCGUCAAGGCCUUCCUGGACUGCUGCGAGUACAUCGCUCGGCUGCGGCAGCAGCACAGCCGCGAGGGCGCCCUGGAGCUGGCCCGGAGUGACCUGGAUGAUGAAAUAAUCCCAGAAGAGGACAUCAUUUCCCGAAGCCAAUUCCCCGAGAGCUGGUUGUGGAUCAUUAUUGACGACUUUAAACAACCAGACAAAAAUGGAAUCUCCACGAAGCUCACGAAAGUGUUUUUGAAAGACUCCAUCACCACUUGGGAGAUUCUGGCCGUGAGCUUGUCGGACAAGAAAGGGAUCUGUGUGGCUGACCCCUAUGAGAUCACUGUGAUGCAGGAUUUCUUUAUUGACCUGCGUCUCCCCUACUCGGUGGUGCGCAAUGAGCAAGUGGAGAUCCGAGCGAUCCUCUACAACUACCGGGAGGCCGAAAAUCUCAAGGUGAGGGUGGAAUUGCUCUACAAUCCAGCCUUCUGUAGCCUGGCCACUGCCAAGAAACGCCAUCAGCAGAAUAUAAUGAUCCCAGCCAGGUCCUCAGUGGCGGUACCUUACGUCAUUGUGCCCCUGAAGGUCGGCCUCCAUGAGGUGGAGGUCAAGGCUGCCGUCUACAAUCACUUCAUCAGUGAUGGUGUCAAGAAGACCCUGAAGGUCGUGCCAGAAGGAAUAAGAGUCAACAAAACUGUGGCCAUUCGCACACUGAAUCCAGAAUAUCUGGGUCAAGAUGGGGUGCAGCGAGAGGAAGUCCCAGCUGCAGAUCUUAGUGAUCGAGUCCCAGACACCGAGUCAGAGACCAAGAUCCUCCUGCAAGGGACUCCGGUGGCCGAAAUGGCAGAGGACGCCAUCGACGGAGAGCGGCUGAAGCACCUUAUUCAAACCCCCUCGGGCUGUGGGGAGCAGAACAUGAUUGGUAUGACGCCCACGGUCAUCGCCGUGCACUACCUGGACAGCACUGAGCAGUGGGAGAAGUUCGGCGUGGAGAAGCGCCAGGAGGCCCUGGAGCUCAUCAGAAAGGGGUACACCCAGCAGCUGGCUUUCAGACAAAAAAGCUCAGCCUACGCCGCCUUCCAAAAUCGGCCCCCCAGCACCUGGCUGACUGCCUACGUGGUCAAGGUCUUUGCACUGUCCGCCAACCUCAUCGCCAUAGACUCCAGGGACCUCUGUGAGACCGUCAAAUGGCUGAUCCUGGAGAAGCAGAAGCCUGAUGGAAUCUUCCAGGAGGAUGGGCCCGUGAUACACCAAGAAAUGAUUGGUGGCUUCAAGGACGCCAGGGAGAAAGAUGUGUCCCUUACAGCCUUUGUUCUCAUCGCGCUGCACGAGGCUAAAGACAUUUGCGAGGCACAGGUCAACAGCCUGGGCCGCAGCAUCACUAAGGCAGGAAACUUCCUUGAAAACCACUACAGAGAGCUGCGAAGACCAUAUACUGUGGCCAUUGCUGCCUAUGCCCUGGCUUUGUUGGGCAAGCUGGAGGAUGACCGCCUCACCAAAUUUCUGAAUACAGCCAAAGAAAAAAACCGCUGGGAGGAACCCAACAAGAAGCUCUACAAUGUGGAGGCCACGUCUUACGCCCUCUUGGCUCUGCUGGCACGCAAAGACUUCGACACUGUGCCUCCUGUCGUGCGCUGGCUCAACGAGCAGAGAUACUAUGGAGGUGGUUAUGGCUCCACGCAGGCCACUUUCAUGGUGUUCCAAGCCCUGGCCCAAUACCAGAAGGAUGUUCCUGAUCACAAGGAGCUGAACCUGGAUGUGUCCAUCCACCUGCCCAGCCGCAAUUCUUUGGUCAAGCAUCGUAUCCUCUGGGAAUCUGCCAGCCUCUUGCGCUCAGAAGAGACUAAGGAAAAUGAGCCUUUCACAGUAAGAGCUGAAGGGAAAGGACAAGGCACCUUGUCGGUAGUGACCAUGUACCAUGCCAAGCUCAAAGGCAAAGUCUCCUGCAAAAAGUUCGACCUCCGGGUUUCCAUACACCCAACCCUCGAACCAGUCAAGAAGCCUCAGGACGCCAAAGGUUCCAUGAUCCUUGACAUCUGUACCAAGUACCUGGGAGACCAGGAUGCCACUAUGUCCAUCCUUGAUAUAUCCAUGAUGACAGGCUUCUCACCUGAUAUUGAUGACCUGAAACUGCUGAGCACUGGUGUCGACAGAUACAUCUCUAAGUAUGAGAUGAACAGAGACUCCAACAAGAACACACUCAUCAUCUACCUGGACAAGGUCUCACACACACAGGAGGACUGUCUGUCCUUCAAAGUUCACCAGUACUUUAAUGUCGGACUUAUACAGCCUGGGGCAGUCAAGGUGUACUCCUAUUACAACCUGGAUGAAACUUGUAUCCGCUUCUAUCACCCGGAUAAAGAGGACGGAAUGCUGAGCAAACUCUGCCACAAAGAUACCUGCCACUGUGCAGAGGAGAACUGCUUCAUGCACCACACGGAGGAGGCGAUCACUCUGGAGGACCGGCUGGACAGGGCCUGCGAGCCGGGCGUGGACUAUGUAUACAAGACCAGACUCCUCCAGAAGAAGCUUGAAGAGGACUUUGACGAGUACAUCAUGGUGAUCGAGCAAAUCAUCAAAUCGGGCUCUGACGAGGUGCAGGUGAAACAGGAGCGCAAGUUCAUCAGCCACAUCAAGUGCAGGGAAGCCCUUAAACUGAAGGAGGGGGCACACUACCUCGUGUGGGGCGUGUCCUCUGACCUGUGGGGCGACAAACCCAACAUCAGCUACAUCAUCGGAAAGGACACCUGGGUGGAGCUGUGGCCCGAAGCUGAAGAAUGUCAAGAUGAGGAGAACCAGAAACAGUGCGAGGACCUGGCCAGCUUCACGGAGAACAUGGUUGUCUUUGGCUGCCCCAACUGAUCCCACACACACACCCUCUCACACACACUGUCCACCCAAUAAAGCUUCACUUCUGUUUCACAUGUC